CAGUUUUCCCUCAGUCAAUGCGCUCCCCGUGUCCCGUCAUCGCAGCCGCUGCCUCCGCACCCAACCGGGCUACCGUUCCCACCAUCCGCGUAUCAACUUGUCCAGUUUUUAUCUUGGUGGUUUUUCCUCUUUUCCAUCAAACUUUCAACUUUCGUUGAAACAGUGACUCUUAGAGCUAGAAGACUAAAUUGUGCAUUUCAAUCGCCGUUUCGUUUGUCCUCUUCGACACAGUUUUCUGAUACCCUGAUUUUAUACUUAAUAGUUUCUAAAAUCGUGUGAAAUCUGUGGAACAACUGACUCGGGAUUAGUCGGCUGAUGGAAUCCCAUUAAGGAUUUUAUAAUAUUUUGAGAUCAAGCGUGAAUUUGAUCGAGCGAGGUAUCGGUGCUUCCCCGUGCGCGUUUCUCGGUUGAUCCCGCUCCGAUGCGUGAUGUGCGUUGCGAGUGACCCCCUCCGUCCUUGGGGGAUGUGAUUGAGGUGUACGCGCGGCGCCGUGUCAAGUGUCAGGAUGGAACCGGGUGCCGACCUGGUGAACGAGUACGUGCAGAGCUUCGAGCUGGAACGCCUCGAGGACAUUCAAGUGAAGCGCGAAGCCAACAACAACCUGGCGAUGGUGUGCGACGAGUCGACGAGCCUCAUGGAGCCGCCGAGCCUCCACCACGUGAAGCUACCCCCGAUGCCGAUCGUGGCCGGGCACGGGGACUACGCGAGCCUCCAGCCGCACGGGCACCCGGGACAGCACCAGGCCCACGGCGUCCUCAUGCGGGCCCCCGGGCCGCUCCCGUUCUCGCCGCCGGACACCCCGCCGGAGGGCUCGCCGCCGGACCAGUACCACCUGAACCCGAACGUGGCCUCGCCGAUCCCGUGCCUCCACUCGCAGAACCCGCCCUCCUUCGACGAGCACCUCGGCGGCGGCCUCGUCUGGCUCCCAAUGCAGCAGCGCCAGGAGUCGCCCCUGGAUCUCCGGCCGUGCAACGACGAGAUGGAGUGCUGGAACAAGCGGUCCGUCAUCACCGACAUCAAGCGCAACAGCAUCGUCCAAAUGUCGAGCUGCAACCCCAACUACCGCCUCACCGACGAGCUCUCCCCGAUAGCCACGACGAGACCGCCCAUGCGGAUCUCCAACUGCUUUCCCAGGUCCCCGUGCCCGCCCAGCUACGAGGGCAGCGACCCGAGCAACAAGUCCUGCAUCAUCUCGGACGACCAAUUGGUCUCGCUCACCGUCCGGGAGUUGAACAAGCGGCUCCAGCCGUACCCCAAGGAGUUGGUCUCCGAGUUCAAAGCCAAGCGGCGGACGCUCAAGAAUCGCGGCUACGCCCAGAAUUGCCGCUCGAAACGGGUCAAAGCCAGCAAGGAACUCGAGCUCCAGAACAAGGCUCUCAUCAAGGAGCUGAGGCAGGCCAAGGAAGACCUGCAGAAGGUGUUGGCGCGCUGCAGUUGCGGGGCUGCUCGCAACACCAUCCGGGAGAAGUUCCCCGUUAUCGACGCCGGCGCCCAAAUCGGCGUCGCCAGGUAUCCGUGCGACUCCUCCGCCGAGAAGCACAUGUGACGUCGCGCCUGCAUGCCCGCCUUCUGAGCCUUCCCUCAACUGCCAGAAGUCUCCAGACAUGCUCCUUGCUAAGUGACCUUAUUUUCGGCCUCGGCCGCCAGCUCAAUUUGGUGAGUCCAAAAUUCUUUAUUUUC
Messenger RNA from Bemisia tabaci, 1681 nucleotides. The record is from RefSeq and is a predicted model, not a curated record. NCBI's taxonomy places the organism in Eukaryota, Metazoa, Arthropoda, Insecta, Hemiptera, Aleyrodidae.